Messenger RNA from Jatropha curcas, 628 nucleotides. The record is from RefSeq and is a predicted model, not a curated record. Lineage: Eukaryota; Viridiplantae; Streptophyta; Magnoliopsida; Malpighiales; Euphorbiaceae.
AUGCAAUGCAAUGUUGCAGUUUCUUUUCAACUGUAUGAUCUUGAACAACAAGGUUUCAUUGAAAGACAGGAGGUUAAACAAAUGGUAGUUGCUACUCGUGCUGAAUCUGGUAUGAACCUUUCAGAUGAUGUCAUUGAAAGCAUAAUUGAUAAGACGUUUGAAGAGGCUGACACAAAACAUGAUGGCAAGAUUGACAAGGAAGAGUGGAGAAGCCUUGUUCUACGACAUCCAUCGCUUCUGAAAAAUAUGACCCUUCAAUACCUUAAAGACAUUACUACCACAUUCCCAAGCUUUGUGUUCCACUCACAAGUUGAUGAUACUUGAACUCGAUAUUUGCCUCCAAGUGCAAUAAGAUUUGUUAAAUAUGGUUUGUUUCUUCAAGGAAGGUGUCCCUCGCACAUGUCAGAGGAGGGAGAGAAUUUCUACUAUUGUAUUGGUUGUCCUUUUGACAGUUCUUGGAUGUGUAUUUAUAUUCAAUAAUAAUUAAGCUUUUGUUUCCUUUUCUGUGUUUGGUCUGUUAUUUUUGUCUUCUAAUUAUGUAAUUUGUGUCAAAAGACUAUGGAUAAGAACAGACUAUCCACACAAGUGAGGUCAUGUUAAGUUUUGGAAGCUUAGCAUUGAUGCUUGU